Molecule: messenger RNA, 591 nt
Organism: Pecten maximus
Lineage: Eukaryota; Metazoa; Mollusca; Bivalvia; Pectinida; Pectinidae
Product: suppressor protein SRP40-like
Exons: 1
Coding region: 1-591 (196 amino acids)
Source: RefSeq, a predicted model, not a curated record
AUGAGUUUUAGUCACGAACCUAUUAGUUCUAGUGACGAGACUUUUAGUUGUAGUGACGAGACUAUUAGUUCUAGUAACGAGACUUUCAGUUGUAUUGACGAGACUAUUAGUUCUUGUGACGAGACUUUUAGUUGUAGUGACGAGACUAUUAGUUCUUGUGACGAGACUAUUAGUUUUAGUGACGAGACUUUUAGUUCUAUUGAGGAUACUAUUAGUUCUAUUGAGGAGACUAUCGGUUCUUGUGACGAGACUACUAGUUCUAGUGACGAGACUAUUAGUUCUAUUGAGGAUACUAUUAGUUCUAUUGAGGAGACUAUUAGUUCUAGUGAUGAGACUUUUAGUUCUAGUGACGAGACUAUUAGUUCUUGUGAUGCGCCUAUUAGUUCUAGUGAUGCGCCUAUUAGUUCUAGUGACGAGAACAUUGGUUCUAGUGACGAGACUAUUGGUUCUUGUGACGAGACUAUUAGUUCUAGUGAUGCGCCUAUUAGUUCUGGUAACGAGACUUUUAGUUCUAGUGACGAGACUAUUGGUUCUUGUGGUGCGCCUAUUAGUUCUAGUGACAAGACUAUUAGAUUGAUACACAGUCUCUAA